Cordyceps militaris CM01 is the source of this 1491-nucleotide messenger RNA. Its product is annotated as succinate-semialdehyde dehydrogenase. The coding region runs from base 1 to 1491 and encodes 496 amino acids. The transcript is spliced from 3 exons. NCBI's taxonomy places the organism in Eukaryota, Fungi, Ascomycota, Sordariomycetes, Hypocreales, Cordycipitaceae. Gene Ontology annotation, molecular function: succinate-semialdehyde dehydrogenase (NAD+) activity. The record is from RefSeq and is a predicted model, not a curated record.
AUGGCCCCUGUAAUUGCAAGCGGCCUGAGCGACCCGUCCCUUAUUCAGGAGCGGUCAUACAUCAACGGACAAUGGGUCGCGGCCAACUCUGGGAAGACCUUCAAAGUCUCAAACCCCGCGACAGGCGAGGUUAUCGGAACCGCCCCCGAGUGCGACGUCGAGGACCUCAAUGCCGCCAUCAGCGCUGCCUCGGACGCUUUCCAAACCUGGAGGGCGUACUCCGGCCGCCAGCGCGGCCGCAUCAUUCGGAAACUAUUUGACCUGAUUGUCGAACACAAGAUAGACAUUGGCAAGAUCAUCACGGCCGAGAAUGGCAAAGCAAAACCCGAUGCAGAGGGCGAGGCCUUGUUUGCUGCCAGCUUUUUUGAGUGGUUCUCUGAGGAGGCGCCGCGCAUCUACGGCGACGUCGCUCCGCACUCGACUCCCAAUGGAAGGAUCCAGAUCCUCAAGCAGCCCGUAGGCGUGUGUGGACUGAUCACGCCCUGGAACUUCCCCAUCGCCAUGGCCGCUCGCAAGGUUGCUGCCGCGCUCGCCGCCGGCUGCACCCUCGUCCUCAAAUCAGACGGCGUCACCCCAUUUGCCACGAAUAUCCUGGCCGUUCUCGGAGAGCGCGCCGGCCUGCCCAAGGGCGUGCUCAACAUUGUUACCGCCCUGGACAACACGCCGCGCCUAGGCCUGGCCCUCUGUGAAUCGCCCGAGGUGAAGAAGAUCUCCUUCACCGGCUCGACCAGGGUCGGCAAGAUCCUCAUGCGACAGUCCAGCGAUAGCCUCAAGAAGCUCAGCAUGGAGCUUGGCGGCAACGCACCGUUCAUCGUCUUUGACGAUGCGAACGUCGAAACCGCUGUUGCGGCUGCCGUCAUCGCAAAGUUCAAGGUAACCGGCCAGACCUGCGUUUGUGCCAAUAGAAUCUAUGUGCAAGAGGGGAUCUACGAAAAGUUCAGUCGGAGGCUUGUGGAGGAGGUCCGCAAGUUCCGCGUCGGCAACGGUGCUGACGGCUCAGUCACCCAUGGUCCCCUGACCAUUGGUGUCGAGAAGACCGAGGAGCACGUUCAGGAUGCCAUCAACAAAAAAGCGUCGGUGCUCCUUGGAGGCAAACGUCUCACGAACCUCGGACCGAACUUCUUCGACCUCACUGUUCUGGGUGACGUGACGGACGAGAUGGCGGUCAUGACGGAGGAAACAUUUGGCCCCCUGGCGGCGCUUUCCAAGUUCAAGACCGAGGACGAGGUGAUCAGAAGAGCCAACACUUCUGAGGUCGGUUUGGCGUCCUAUGUGAUGACAAACUACCUGAACAGGCAAUACCGUGUCACAGAAAAGCUCGACUUUGGCAUGGUCGCCAUCAACACAGGCGUCAUCUCCGAUCCUGCAGCGCCAUUCGGUGGUGUCAAGCACUCUGGUUUUGGUCGCGAGGGCAGUAAAUACGGCGUGGACGACUAUCUGGUGCUCAAGUCUGUCGUGAUCGGUGGCAUCCAAACCGCAUACAAGCGGUGA